AAUUUCACAUGCCAAAAGUGAAGCAUGGAUCAGCACCAGAUCCUUACGACGUUCAAUGUUACAAUCAUAUUUCUUGAAUAUCAGAAAGAAAUAGAGAACCAAAAAUCCCAAGCCUUAUCCUAGCUAGGGGUUCCUGUGUCCAAAGACAAGGGGGCCCUGGCUGGUCCUUUUCCAUUUAAAAAGUAGCAAAGCAUCCAACCUUUUGCAUCAGCUGACGAUCAUCUCAUUCUAUUACAAGUUCCCCCCAUCUUCCCUGUUGACGCAAUCCAGAUGGGAAACUGUCAAGCAGCUGAAGCUGCAACAGUGGUGAUUCAACAUCCAGGGAACAAGAUCGAGAGGAUUUACUGGUCUGUUAGUGCUCAUGAAAUCAUGAGUUCAAAUCCAGGCCAUUACGUUGCACAUGUGGUAACCUCAUCAACGUUAAAGAACGAAAAUGGCAUGCCAUUGAAGCAGCUCAAGAUCUUAAAACCAGAUAACACUUUGUUACUCGGCCAAGUUUAUCGACUUAUUAGCUUUGAAGAUGUUUUGAAGGAGUUUGCUGCAAAGAAGUGUGUGAAGCUUGGAAAACUGUUGAAAGAAAGAGGAGGGCUUGGGCUUGGGAUGGAGUUGAAGAGAAAGGAUUUGCCAAGUACUGCUUCCAAUCUGAAUCCAAAACUUAACUCGAAAUCUGAGAACUGCAGUUCUAUCAAGGUGGGGCAGGAAGUUAACAGACUGGGAAGCAAUGGUGGUGGCAGUAGCGGCAGCAGUAGGUACAUGGGAAGGCAUCAUGUUGGUGGUGGUGGUGGUGGGGGGCAAUGGAGGCCAGCCUUGCAGAGCAUUGCAGAGAUUGGAACUUGAACGCACUGCCUUCAUAUCUCUUCCAGGAUUACUGCAUGCUUCCCCUGUCAUUCUCUCCCCAGUCCCCCAACUCUCCCCCACCCAAUAAAAGGCAAACAACCUUUCACUCUUUCCAAUACCUUCAUGUGCAUUAUUCUCUUUUCCUUUUCUUUUGUUUCCUGCAUACACUAAAACGUUAUAUUAAUUAAUUUCUAGUAUUAGUUUCCACUAGAUUUUGAGGGUAGGGUUUGUGUUAGAUGUAAAACCAUUUGGUUACUUGGAAGACAAAUAUUUGUAGACAGUUGCGUGAAUUAUUG
Molecule: messenger RNA, 1133 nt
Organism: Durio zibethinus
Lineage: Eukaryota; Viridiplantae; Streptophyta; Magnoliopsida; Malvales; Malvaceae
Source: RefSeq, a predicted model, not a curated record